Molecule: messenger RNA, 1974 nt
Organism: Kazachstania africana CBS 2517
Lineage: Eukaryota; Fungi; Ascomycota; Saccharomycetes; Saccharomycetales; Saccharomycetaceae
Product: lysophospholipase family protein
Exons: 1
Coding region: 1-1974 (657 amino acids)
Biological process (GO): glycerophospholipid catabolic process
Cellular component (GO): extracellular region; cytosol; intracellular membrane-bounded organelle
Molecular function (GO): A2-type glycerophospholipase activity
Source: RefSeq, a predicted model, not a curated record
AUGCAGUUGUGCAAUUUAUUGCUACUAUCAGUGACAGUGCAGAACGUCGUUUUGGCAUGGUCACCUACAAAUGGCUACGCUCCUGGUAACGUUACUUGCGACAAUGACAUCAAUAUUAUCAGGAACGCUUCAGGAACACUAUCAUCAAAUGAAACUAAUUGGUUGGAAAAAAGAGAGGUCGUUGUAGAGGAAGCACUUCAAAGUUUUCUCAAGCGUGCCUUCACAAAUUUCUCAGAUUCUUCUAUUUUGGAUCAUCUUUUCAAGAAUUCUUCGUCAACUUCCAAUUUACCAAAGAUUGCUAUUGCUGCCUCCGGUGGUGGUUACCGUGCCAUGUUGAGCGGUGCUGGUAUGAUUUCCGCAAUGGACAAUAGAACCAGAGGUGCUAAUGAACACGGGUUGGGUGGUCUUUUACAAUCUAGUACCUAUUUGGCAGGUCUUUCUGGUGGUAACUGGUUGACUAGCACUUUAUCAUGGAACAAUUGGACAUCUGUCCAAGAUAUUCUUGAUGGUUUCGAUAAUGACACGGCCAUCUGGGAUUUAGAACACUCUCUCUUGACUCCAGGUGGUAUCAACAUUGUAACUACUUAUGAAAGAUGGAAUCACAUCUCUGACGCAGUGGAAUCAAAAUCCGACUCUGGAUUUAACACUUCCUUAGCUGAUAUUUGGGGCCGUUCUCUUUCCUACUAUUUCUGGCCAAGUUUGUACAGAGGAGGUGUCGGUUACACUUGGUCUACUUUAAGAGAGGCAGAAGUCUUUCAAAAUGCUGAAAUGCCAUUUCCAAUCACUUUAGCUGAUGGUAGAUAUCCUGGCACUACUGUUAUCAAUCUAAAUGCUACGAAUUUUGAAUUUAAUCCAUUUGAAAUGGGAUCUUGGGAUCCUACAUUGAAUGCGUUUGCCGACGUCAAAUAUAUCGGUACAAAUGUCUCAAAUGGUAAGCCAGUCAAUCAAGGUCAUUGUAUUGCUGGGUUUGAUAACACAGGUUUCAUCACUGCAACGUCAUCCACCCUGUUCAACCAAUUCCUUUUACAAAUCAAUUCUACAAGUUUACCAAGCUUUUUGACCAACUUUAUUACUCACUAUUUAGAAGAAUUAUCAAGAGAUUCCGACGAUAUUGCCAUUUAUGCUCCCAACCCAUUCAAAGCCACUGAAUUUGUUGACAGCAACUAUAGUACCAGUAUUGUUGAUUCUGAUUAUUUGUAUUUGGUUGAUGGUGGUGAAGACAACCAGAAUAUUCCAUUGACACCAUUAAUUCAGAAAGUUCGUGAUGUCGACGUUAUCUUUGCAUUGGAUAAUUCUGCCGAUACAGAUCAAUACUGGCCGGAUGGUGCUUCUUUGGUUAAUACAUAUCAACGUCAAUUUGUUAAACAAGGUAGUAACCUUGCCUUCCCAUACGUUCCUGAUGUUGAUACAUUUGUUGAUUUAGGUUUGAAUACUAAGCCCACAUUCUUUGGUUGUGAUGCCAACAAUUUAACUGAUCUGGACUAUAUUCCACCUUUGGUUGUUUACAUUCCAAACGCUGAGUAUUCAUAUGCCAGUAACCAAAGUACUUUCAAAUUAUCUUAUUCUGAAAAGGAACGUAUUUCCAUGAUUAGAAAUGGGUUCGAAGCUGCUUCUAUGAACAAUUUAACUGAUGAUUCUUCAUUCUUAUCAUGUGUUGGUUGUGCCAUUAUUAGACGUCAACAACAAGGCAAUAAUUUUACUUUACCUUCUGAGUGUGAAACUUGUUUCACCAAUUACUGUUGGAACGGUACUAUUUCAAAUAAGAACAUUUCAGGUUUGAAUAACAGCGAUUUUGCAAGUACUGCAGCUGCCUCUGCUGUAUCAAGCAUAUCUGCUUCAGUGUCAGAUGUGUCUGUAACUGGUAGUACAACAUCUACUAGGAACAAGGAUUCUGGGGCAAACGUCUUAGAAAUCAACAAUUCAAUCGUUGCCGAAUUAUUUUCGAUUUUUAGUAUAAUUUUCAGUUUAAUUUGA